Molecule: messenger RNA, 312 nt
Organism: Brenthis ino (lesser marbled fritillary)
Lineage: Eukaryota; Metazoa; Arthropoda; Insecta; Lepidoptera; Nymphalidae
Source: the annotation of a GenBank genome assembly
AUGUUCGAGGCGCGCGCGCAGCUCAACGCGGCGAGGUGGACUGACUACCGACGCGCGCGAUACCUGCGCUCACCUGUCCCCUCCCCCCUACCAGGAACCGGAUGGCUCUCCAAAACAAAACGGUCAACAAAGGACGUGCCACGAAUGUACGCCACCGAUCGGCUCUACGAAGGGUCGAGGGGCUGCUCGGGGACUCUUUCCGAUUAUACAACACCUGACUCACGCGCCGAAAACCGAACGCCUGGUGAUUUACGAUUACGACCGCCCGAUAAUGUAACAGUCGGUCACUGCUCGAUUGUUUUCUUAGUCAAA